GGCAAAUCCAUCUUCCUCGCUGGAUUUUACUCUGUCGUCUCCGAUGAUCUUCGUCUCACUAUGACAAAUCCGGAUGAAGUUAAGACCGUUUGCGAAUGUCAGCAUGCUCUCGCGUUAUACAGUGACGAAGAAGUUCGUGAGACAAGGGACAACUUUAACAACGUUCCAAAUAUACAUGAAAUCGACGAGGAGGAUAGUGAGCCCGAAGAAGCGGCAACUUUAGAGCAACCGGGUCCUGCUUCCCAUCAAGAAGAUGAUAAAGUUGCAUUGGAGAGUAAGGAUGACGAUGAAUCCGCGUACACAGGCGAGUCUUUCUGCUCCGAUGUGUCCUGCGACGAGUCCGAGGUCACCAGCGUCACAUUGGGAUCCCUGAAAUCACUUUCGCUCCACAUUGACGAUCCUCGGCACAGUCCGAAGGAGCAGGAUGCAGAAAUUGACGAGUGGAAGGAUGAUUCCCAAGACGAGUCCUACUCGCUGAACGAUAGGCCGUCUCGCGCGACAACGGCGAGUGGAUUUGCCAGGUCAAGGCGAUGCAGACGAUGGAAUAUGAGUUUCACCGACGAGGAAAUGCGUAGGAUCGGGCGAGAAAACGAGCUACUGCUGAGAAAGAUCAUGGCGCAGCAGAGACCACGGAGUAGGAUCAUCGACGAAUGCACCGCUCCGCCUAAAAUCAGUAGCUCCGCGAUAAACAGGAGGAAGCUGCAGAAGAAAAUAGAAGACGAUAAUAUGAUUCUUUUGAAAAGGAUACAACAAGCAAAGUCCCGCGUCUUCGCGAAUGCAUCGCAAAUGGGUUGUAGAUUGACUUUUUUAUAGAACUUUUAUGACACGUUGAAGAAACUUCUUAGAAACGUGAGAAACGGAAUCAACUAGUAAACUAAGAUUUGAUAAAUUGAUAAAUAUUAUCUACGUAGGUAUAAAUUGUGAUGUAAAUUCUUUGAGGUUUUGUCACACAUGCUUUGUCGUCUUUUAAUCUACAUGAAGUAAUUCCGCGUAUGCGGAAUAUUUCUGUUGUUUCGCGCACGAGAAAGUCGUGAUGCACUUCGAUGAUCUAUCACAGAAAGUUUCUGCUCUCCCUGAGUACAAUAUACAUUAGUGCGUUUUUUGCUUUUUUGUGACUUCUUUAUUAAAACACAACGAUUACCAGUCUUGAAGAAUAGGUACACAUUUCUUUCGUUUCAUACUUUGUAUACGACGCAACCUUGUAAAACUUGUCUUGAAAAUUUUGCGUGAAGGUAUCUCUACAAGUCAAGACUAUAAAAAAUCACAGCUCUCACUCGUCUCGAAUAACUUAAUUAUCACUCGUGGUUAAUACCAAGAUCAGAAUUCUCGAGUAUUGCAUUUUCUCUCUUUUUUUUCCUGUUUCUCUUUUUUUUCUUCUCUUUUCUCCGUGUUCCUCCGAACAAUAUCGCGAGAGCAGAGAAAGGGUGUGCUGUAGUCAAGGAGCAAAUUAUAAAUUUACGUAUAUAAGCCCAUGUAUAACGAUAUAGUUGUUUCUUUAAAUUAAUACGUGCUGUGAUUA
This is a messenger RNA of Ooceraea biroi (clonal raider ant), 1519 nucleotides long. Its product is annotated as cilia- and flagella-associated protein 97. NCBI's taxonomy places the organism in Eukaryota, Metazoa, Arthropoda, Insecta, Hymenoptera, Formicidae. The record is from RefSeq and is a predicted model, not a curated record.